Molecule: messenger RNA, 1272 nt
Organism: Stylophora pistillata
Lineage: Eukaryota; Metazoa; Cnidaria; Anthozoa; Scleractinia; Pocilloporidae
Product: adenosine receptor A3-like
Biological process (GO): G protein-coupled receptor signaling pathway
Cellular component (GO): plasma membrane
Molecular function (GO): G protein-coupled receptor activity
Source: RefSeq, a predicted model, not a curated record
GUAUGUUAGAAGAGGAUUUCUCUUCAGUGCGAACUUCAAGCCUGAUCAUCUGUAUUCUGAAUGCCAUUUGUUUCUUUCCAGCAGCGCUAGGAAACGGAAUCAUACUGAUCGCUAUUCGGCGGACGCCAUCUCUACAUUCGCCUUCGAACACGUUCUUGUUUGGUCUUGCACUGACUGACUUCCUCGUUGGUUUAGUGACUCAGCCGUUAAAUGUCGCCUCCUCUGUCAUUUUCCUUGUCGAAAAGGAAGAAGGUCCAAUCGCUCUUACAUUAACGUUUGAUUUUAUUUCUGUUGUAUUUUACCUGCAUAUGAGAUAUCAAGCUAUCGUCACCAACAAAAAAGUCGUGGCGAUCGUCGUUUUAUGUUGGUGUCUAUCCUGUUUAUUUGGGGUUAUUUGGACCCAGAAUACUACAGCCUAUUAUGUCAUUGGAAUAGCAAGCGUCGUUAUCUCCAUUGUUAUUGUUUCUCUGAUGUACUUUAAAAUCUAUCGAGUUGUGAGACGUCACCAGGCCCAAAUACAAUCUCAAGCUCUUGUUGGAAUCGCCGCAAAGGAAGCUUCAUCGCAUUUGCAGUUCGCACGUCUCACUAAGUCUGAUGUGAAUACGUUUUACGUUUGCUUCAUUCUCUUUCUUUGCUUUUUUCCAUACGUUUUUACAGCUGGCUUAAUUCAAAUGACAGGUCCAAGCCUCAUCAAACGUAUUGUACUGCAAUACACAGGAACCAUAGCGUUUAUAAACUCGUCGCCGAACCCAUUAGUUUACUUUUGGCGGCUUCCUGAAAUCCGAAAGGCUAUAAAGAGAUCUUUACGGUGUUGCUACAGCAGACGUGUAGGCGAGCGACAAGAAAGUAAAUGGAGGAGUGAAAAAGCUUCUAACACAUAGAGAAUUCUGCCAUCUCUGAUAUUGAACUAGAGCUCCUCCAUCAUGAUUGUCCGAAUGCGCCGAGUUUUUUUUCUUUAAGGCUCAAUAAUGUGGCUGGUAGACCUUAUACGAAAGAUCAGCUUCUUUCACGAUAUUUCAGUGACCAGCAACUGAGUUUGUCGUAUAGUGAAUGUUUCAUUUCUUCUUCUAAAACCUUAGACCAUGGAGGAAACAUGCAAGAUACAGGAAGGAGGUAACGCUAUGUUAGCCAAAUAGAUCUUCCAUCAUCUAUAAUAGAUCUUCCGUCAUAAGUCUAGGUUUAUUUACAGCUAAUUUAUUCAAACACAAUUAGAUUUCCGCCGACAACUUUCACUUUCUGUCGCCUUAUCAGCCAAAUAUGUAAUCGCGAAAG